UCUCCCUCCGGUCGGAGUCGGGGACCUCGCAGCCCCAGCUUCAUCGCCGCGACCUGGGCGCGCUCAAUCCCCUUUCACUCGUCCUCCCUGCGAUGUCGGAACAUGCUCAGAAUGCGAGCGUAGGUGACCAGACAGCUGCUGGACCUAGCUCUGAGGCUACUUCGCUACUCUCAGUCAAGGCGGACCCGAAACAAAAUUCUGAACCAACUGAGCCAUCGUUCACUCAGGAUGCCCCUGCGGAUAUCUCUAUGCCUCAGCACUUUGCUGGCUCUGUACCCCAGAGUAUGGGCGUAGAACGCCAGCUGAAUGUCACGGACGCGUUGACCUACCUUGACUCUGUCAAGAUGAAGUUCCAGGACAAGCCAGAGGUGUACAAUCGCUUCCUGGACAUCAUGAAGGAUUUCAAGAGUCAAAUUAUCGACACACCAGGGGUCAUCGAGCGCGUAUCAAACCUAUUUCACGGACACCCAACGCUGAUCCAGGGAUUCAACACCUUCCUUCCCACCGGCUACCGCAUCGACUGCACGACAGAUGCGCAAAACCCCAAUUCGAUCACAGUCACCACUCCCGCAGGAACUACCACCCAAACCACCAAUGGCGCGUUCACGUUUGGCUUCAGCAGCGCCCGUCCCAACGUCCCUCCGGAGAAUGAACACGCCGCCGCACCCUCUCCGAUGCCCGACGUCAACCUGGAGCCCGCACUUGCAUACGUCCAUCGUGUGAAGACACGGUACGUGAACGACCCAGACAAAUAUCGGCGAUUCCUCGAGAUCCUGAAUCCCAAGACGGGUGGCGGCAUCUCCACACACGAAGUCCGUGAGCUCGAACACUGGGCGGUGGCGUUUCUUUCCGCGGGAUACGCUCAGGGCGAGGUCGUGCCGCGCCUGGGGAAGCUGUUCGCGGAUGCGCCGAGCCUCAUGAAAGACUUUCUCGAGUUUUUACCGGACAAGCAUUUGAAGGAAUCGGAAGGCGGAACACCCGCAGGGGAGCCCAAGUCGAGGAAGAAGGGCGAGGGAUCUGCUUCUGGGGCGGCGUCUGUGGCGUCCGCGCCUCCAAAGAGGAAGCGGAAAGUGGCGGAGCGGGACAAGGAGGAUAAGAAGGACAAGGAUAAGGAGUCUGUAACGAAGUCAGCCACUAGCAAGACGAAGAGAUCCCGGCCUUCGCAGGCUCACGGCAGCGACGCUCCCUCGCCAGCUGUCUCGCAGCGAGUAGCAGCGGGCCCAUCUUCCCCACGUCGACCACACGCAUCUCAAGCGCACUCCCAUCACGCAGCCUCUGGAUCAGCUAUGCAAGUUCCACCACCGACCGUGGUUGCGCCUCCGGUACCACAGCCGCUAAGUCCAGCCGACGAGACGCAGUUCUUCGAUCGCGUCAAGCGCGCGCUGGAUAACAGGGACGCGUACAAUGAAUUUUUGAAGCUGGUCAACCUCUUCACUCAAGACAUCAUCGACACCGCGCGGCUCGUUCGUGAAGGACGGUCUUUCCUCGGGGAUGGAGAGCUCAUGGCGCAGUUCAUGGAGAUCCUUGGGUGGGACGAGAUGCGCGACCGGAUCGCUGUCGCGGACGAUGUGUGGACGCGCCCGAUGGUUGCACUAGAGAGGCCUAGUCGGAAUCAGCUGAACAUCCGGUACGGUAGCUACAGGAAGCUCCCUCAAAACGAGGUGAAUGUAACAUGCUCUGGUCGCGACGAGAUGUGCAAAUCCGUCCUGAAUGAUGAGUGGAUCUCUCAGCCGACGUUCGCGAGCGAAGACACGGGCUUCUCGACGCAUCGGAAGAACGUGUACGAAGAGGCUCUGCUUCGGAGCGAAGAGGAGCGCCACGAGUACGACUUCUACAUCGAGGCGAUCAGCCGGACGAUCGUCAUGCUCGAGCCGCUCAACAACAAGAUCGCCCAGCUGACCCCCGAGGAGCGCAACAACUUCAAGCUGAAGCCCAACCUCGGCGGUGCAGGGAAGAGCAUCUACGGCCGCGAGGCCGGCUACGAGGUGUACCAAGCGAUGCAAGACGUGCCUGCGUUCGCGAUCCCCGUCGUACUCUCCCGACUGAAGCUGAAGCACGAGGAGUGGCGGCGGGCGCAGCGCGAGUGGAACAAGAUCUGGCGCGAGGUGGACGCACGGAACUACCACAAGUCGCUCGACUACCAGGGCAUCACGUUCAAGACGACGGACAAGAAGGCGAUCACGACCAAGGCGUUCGUCAGCCAGAUCGAGGCUGCGCGCGACGAGCAGAUGGCGAAACGCGCAGCGCUCAUCGACCCGUUGUUUGCGCGGACAAGGCCGCGCCACCAACUUGAGUUCGUCAUCGAGGACAUACCUAUACUUCAGGACGCCCUGAAGCUCACGUUGUCGUUCUUGGAUCGCACGUCAGGCCAGAUAAACGUCGCGGAUCGGAAGAAGAUCGAGACCUUCCUCCGGGCGUUCAUCCCGACCUUCUUCGUCCUCGACUCUGCACAGUUCGAAGCUGCGUUUGUGCCUCACCAAGAGACGAGCGAGACCGACAUGGAGGUGGAUAGCACCACAGACGACUCCGAUCCGCUGGCGACCGUGCGCCUCGGUAAGCGGAAGGCAAACGGCGCUGGGUCGGGCGGUGAUCUGCGGAAGAAGCUACUGAAGAGCGAACAGGCAAAGUCGAGCAGGCGAACACGCGCACAGGGCACAGGAUCUCCAUCCGUGUCGCGGUUCGCGUCGCCGGCGGCGUCGGAUGCGAUGCAAACCGAUACUGAAGAACAUCCGCAGGAGCAGGGUUCCUCGAACGGCGGCGCUACUGCUGGACCAAGUAGUCCCACUGGGGAGAAACCUGCGAAACGACGGUAUAGCUUCUUCACAAAUACCACGUUCUACGUCUUCUUCCGUUUGCUUGAGCUUCUAUACUCCAGGUUGAUAUACUACCGGGCCCUCGCUGACAAGAUAGCUGCCGAUCCGAAGGCCGUGACAAGGCCGAGGCAUACCCCAACUGACCUAGGGAGCUUACCCGAGCGUGCAACGAACGCGCGUCACUUCUACACCCUCAUGCUCGAGUCGUGCGAGAAGCUCUUCGACAAUGAGCUCGAGCAAGCUGUGUUCGAAGACCAGCUGCGGUGGAUGUUCGGUCCGCAGCCAUUGCAAGCAGGUGCGUCGCUAUACGCUAUUCCGCCGGAGCUGUGCCUAAGCUCUUCGCAGGUCCAGAACGUACUGAGCGACGCCAAGAGCCAAGAACUCUUCGAGUUCCUCCGUCGGGAUCGAGAGCUCGUGUCGCCAACAACUCAGGACCAGAUCAAUGCCCGGCGGAACACAGAACGGGUGGUUGGGCCUGACGAGAACAUCUUCCGAAUAGACUGGCUGCCUGACAGCAAGAUGGUGACUGUGCAACUCUUCGGGAAGGAUGACUCGAGGUUUGUCGACUCCGAGGCGCUCACUGGACGGUGGCAAGCAUACGUUCAAUCAUACGUAUCAGACGACCGGACACAAGGGGUCCCUACCCGCGCAGGUUCUAAGCGGCCGUUCCUCCGGAAAUCGAGGUUACCAAUUGCAACAGAUGAAGUACCCGAGGUCGUUGCGCAUGGCGGGUUGGAGAUCAAGGUAUGCGUACGGACGUACCGGCUCUUCUUUGUCUCCGACACCGAAGACUAUCUCUGGCGCGUCGUCGACUCAGAUGAGAUCUCUUCUGCGCGCGAGAAGGGACGGAUACAAAGCAACAAGAGACGGCAGUGGUUGGAACGAUUCGCAAGGCAACGGGAGGAGCCGCAGCAACGGAAAGAGCAGAGUAAUCCCGAUCCUUCCGUCGCUCCUCCUGGCCCGGAGGCUAAGUCGAAGUCUCCUGAAGAAAGCCAGCAUGACCAGGAGGCUCCGCGGCCUGAGGGCGAGCCUUCCUCACGAAACCACAGGAGACCUUCAUGAUACUACUCCGGCCCAUCCAUUUGCACCUCGUCCUGUAUGGAUGCAUAUCCGGUGAUCUACCUUCGACCUUCGUCUGUUUCCAUGUUGUGUUCAUGUACGUAUGUAUGUAGUAUAAUACUAUUACGCUAGUGAGGGAUGUCAGUGAAGACAUGGUACUAUCCAUCUGGACAAUCCGGCGCUUGAGCACUUGAACGUUUGAAGACCUUCACUCGAAAUGCCGCCAUUUUGCCCUCGUACCACACCAUUAGCUACCACCCCUCAAACUGAUCCCAUUGCU
Molecule: messenger RNA, 4152 nt
Organism: Fomitopsis serialis
Lineage: Eukaryota; Fungi; Basidiomycota; Agaricomycetes; Polyporales; Fomitopsidaceae
Exons: 12
Coding region: 93-3875 (1260 amino acids)
Biological process (GO): negative regulation of transcription by RNA polymerase II
Cellular component (GO): Sin3-type complex; chromatin
Molecular function (GO): transcription corepressor activity
Source: RefSeq, a predicted model, not a curated record